UUCUUUUAGACAAACGCACGUGUUCUCAGUACAUUCAGUGUUUACGAGUGAAUUCUGAUUAAUAAAUCAAUUCUGAGAGCAGAAAAAGAUGUCGACUUCUUUGGCUGAACAGCUGAAGCGGCUGCAGAAGCCACAAACAUCGCAACUUGUUGACCAUAAACACAAGCCCUCGGUCCUUUUUGACGAAAAAGAGGCUGCCAACAAGGACAGGGAGACCAUCUACGAGAUUGGAUUGAGUGGACUUGAAGAAAUUGUAGGUCUAAAUGGGGAAUUUCAAAUUUUUGAAACGACUCUCUUUGACCGAACCGCCCGGGAUUUGGAGCGUUCUGUGGAGGACAGUGAAGUCAACAGGCAACUGGACAAGACUAUCAAGAAGUUCCUCAUUCGAUUGUCUCCUUAUUUCAUGCUUCAAUCCAGCCAUAAGUGCCUUGAAUGGCUGAUCAGAAGAUUCCACGUUGAGUCCUUCAAUCAGGACGAAGUAAUGAUGAUGAUAUUACCCUUCUACGAAUCCAGGAUGUUUGUCCGCUGUGUCCAGGUGCUGGAUCUGAAGGGGGCUGAGAAGAAAUGGGGCUGGUUGAAGUCAACAAAGAAAACUGGCCUUCCGCUCUCGAAGCAAAUGCUAAUGAAUCACGCUGGAAGUGAUACAUUCUUCCUUCAGUUCAUCGGGAAGAUGGUCAUUGAUUCUGUCAAGGAGCAUGGGAACAGAUCUCAUACACUCCAAGCUCUAAUUGGUUUCUACACUACCACAAUGAUUGGGGCUCUGGAGACUGUCCGGGAAGUGACGGAAGGGCAUGUAAUUGCAAUCCUUCCCAGUCUCCUAAAGGGAUUCUCAUCAUCAGCCAUAGAUUUCACAGCUGCCUCCUACAUGAUCCUCGGACAACUCCUCAGCAAGACAUCAAUCUCUCCCAAUACCCUGGAAAAAAUCAUCCCAAAAAUUGUGGCUUCUGCUCCAGUUGGCCUACAAAUGGAUGCCACAAUGCUCCUCAUUCUCAUCUACCAGACUCAGCAGAAGCACUUCAAUCAAAUCUCUGAUGAAGCCCUGAAGACUUUAGUCCUGGCCACGUGGACUCCUAAGUGUCUUGGACAACUUGUGGCUCAGGGAGUCCACACUGAUCGCUUUAUUUUACCAAUUUUGGCAUCAGCUCUCAGGAAAGUCCAGCAGAAAAGUGAAAAUCUCAUCUCUUGCAAAACAUUCUGUGAGAAUUUGCUUCUGGAUGUGAGAUUCAACGAUGAAGAAGCUGAACUUAUCAUUAGAUGUGCCCUUAACAACUACGUCCUCCGGGAGAAGCGUCCGGAUGUAAUCACAAUAGAUUCCGGAGAUGAGAGUGACAUUGCUCUCAGUGAUAGCAACAUGGAUGUGUCCUCUUGGUAUUCAAACUUCCUGAAAAGCCUUGAACGUCAGUAUCCGGAUACUUUCGACCGUGUCAUCAAGCAUAUCAUGUCCAGCAAGGAGGAAAUAUCUGAAGGACGAAAGACAGCCCUUAAAGCUGUCCUUGGGUUCCUCCUAAAGGUCUCCUUUACGGAUGGUGAGGAUAAUAUCUUUGAGAAUCUCUACCAUCAUCAAUCGAAAUUCCGUGUGGAAGCUGUGAAGUAUCUGGUGAAGAAUUUCGGGAAGGUGACAAUCAGCGGGGAGAGUGAAGAUUUACUGAGGGACAGUCUCGCAGAGAGACUUGCUGAUGACAAUCCCAAAGUCAUUGAGCAAGUUCUGAAGCUUCCAACUGAGACACUAAUUAAACUUUUGGGAGAGGAGAUCCUUGUGACUAAACUCUUGACCACUCUGAAUCGAUCAGCAUCGCUUCUGGCCAAUUGGAACAAAGCAAAAUUGCUCUGUAUUCGCCAUUUGACCGAGCGCAAAGAUUGGAAUUCGAAAGACUAUCAUAGAAUCUUUCUUACAAUUUUCCAGUACCUCUUCCCAAAGAACAAUGACUCUGUGGAGUUGACAAGGCAAAUCCUGAAGUCGGCGUUUGCCUCUUCAAGUGCCUUCCUGAAGAGAUGUGGUCAGAAGAUUCAGGAAUCCAAGUCAGACACUGCUGAAGAUUUCAGAUAUGGUGUCUACGAGACCCUGCUGGAAAGAUCAGGUUUUCCGGAAGCUGAUGAACUUAUUCUGCAUGUCCAGAUCGACACGAUGGGAAGUGUUCAGAAGUUCUAUGCUCUUCUCUUACUGUCAUCUUCGUUGAAACAUCAAACAUCUUCAGAAACUACUUGCCAAUUCCUGGACAUCAUUUCUAAAUCUCUGAAAAGUGCAGAGAUCGUGUCCAAGGACUUGAAGAAAUCCCAUGAACUCGUUCAUAAUAAUAAACUUCCGUUGAGUUUGUUUUCGGAUUGCUUCGAAAAUAUUAUCAAAUUCACAGAUUUCACUCCGGAAACCAAGCAAACUCUCCAGAUCAAACUCCUUGAACUACUGCUGAAGGGAUUUUUUGCCAGUUUGAAUCAGGAUGACACUAGAAAAGUUUAUGAAAACCUUUUGAAGCACUUUCUUGACAAGAUAUCACCGAUCCUGGAGGAAAAACUAGAUUUUCUGGCUGAUUUCUUCAUCAGUCACACCUUACCAAAUUCUACGGUGUCUACGGAACUUGAACUUCAAGUCAUCAAACUCACCAAUGCUAUCCUACAAUCUGUGCAACUUCUAGAAAUUUCAGAUAGUAUCCUGCGAAAGUUUCUAAUUGGUCUGAGAAAUGAGAAUUCCAUUAUUAGGAAAUGUGUCUUGGAAACUUGGGAAAUUAUCCAGGAAACAUCAUCUGACAGGCUCAAACUCUUCUCAACGCUGUUACUGGAUCAAAAAGAAGAACUUGAGAUGGAUUGUGAUCAGAUCUCUCUGAUUCUCUACAAUAUCCUGGCACCCAAUCGUUCUGAAUUGAAGAAGAGGAAGUUCGUUGAAAAGAAACACUUGGAAUCCAUCCGAAAUGCUUGUUUAGACUUUGCAGGGCAGGAAGAUUGCGAAGAACGUCAUAUACAAGGACAUAUCUUGAUGCUAUGUGAGCAUAUCAAUGAUCCUGAGAUCUUAACGAAGUUAGCUCCAGUUGCUACGAAGAUCCUAAAGGAAGCUAAGGACUUCCUAUCUAUCCAAGAAUCCUUGAUUGUCAAACAAAUCAUCCUGAGAUUCAAUCAGGAUACUCUCAGAGGACUCAGCAGGAAUCCUCCAAUUUGGGAGUUCGUUCAAGAGAUCAUGUCCAGCAAAGCUCACUUAGACAUCCCGGGAGAAACUUUAGUCAGUACUCCUGUGGCUUUUAUUGAAAACUUCGACGAAGUUAUGUUUGAUGUUUUGACGGAGAAGUAUCAGGAAGAAUUUCUGAAACUCAUUGUAUCCGUGGCUAGUUUUACGGAAUGGCCAGAAGUGUCCACUUGCCUGGGAAGCUUCGUAAAGAAGAUCAAGCUUGACGCAAAGAUUCUUCAAGGAAUCCUCCAGAAGAUGCAAGGUGCUAAAGUUCCAGCUACGAAGGACAAAAAAUCCCUUCAACUAGUACCAUCUGUUGAUGUCCUGAAAACCAAGGAGUGGUUGAUGGGAGUUACACUCCUGGAGUUCAUUCAAACCAGGAAGAAGGUGACAAACAUCAAAAUCCUUCUAAGUGAUCUCUUUGGUAUCCUUAAGCGUUGCGUUGACUUUGAAGAACAAGCUCCUGUUGAGUACACCAAACAAAUUGUCCUAUCAUCGAUCCUGCUGAGUUGUCAGGAUAUUGAAGAUAGGGAGAAAGACAUUGUUUCAGAUAGUGUCUUCAAGAUCGAUUUGGUCAUUCAGUGCAUCCGAGCUUCGUACAAUCCUCAAACGCAUCAUCAUGCUCUGCAGUUGAUCUGCUUCGUGUCCUCUAUAAUCCCGGAACAAGUUCUGCACAACAUGAUGGACAUCUUCACUUUCAUGGGAUCCUCCGUUGUUCGUCAAGAUGACGCUUACAGCUUCCAAAUCAUCACGAACAUCAUUGAGAACGUCAUCCCGAUCCUCGUUAAGCAAAGCGAACAGAAGAGCAUUGAAGAAGCACAGUCCUUAGUUGUGCCAGUUCUCAAUGUUUUCGUUGACAUUAUACUAGAUGUUCCUGAACAUCGACGACUUCCAAUGUACGUCAAACUAAUUGAAACCCUAGGACCGAAUGACAAUCUCUGGCUCUUCCUGGGAAUCCUCUUUGGAAGUCAUGUAAUGACAAAAUCAAAGAAGGAACCUAAACAAGAUGCUGGAGAACUUCCUAAACGUAUUCAAGUUGCUUUGGCUAUUGCAAAUGAAUUUUCACCUGAUACAGUCCUCGUGACCUGUACGAAACUCAUUGAGCAUGUGCAGAAGAUGCUGCUGGAGGAGAAGGAACAGGAUGAAGAGAAGCCAAAAGAGUUUCAAGUGAUCAAUCUCGAAGGAGCAAGCGAUAAACAACGGAGACACUUCAAGUACAUCACCAUUCACUUCGUUAGCAAUCUAACGUCAUCUGCGCAGUUUGUCACCAAAGUAGCCACUUUGAACAGCGAAGACUUCUCGAGGAUGAAACCUUUCUACCAGAACAUUAUCAUUAGGGAACUUAUGUUUAUCGGCGAAGCUUCAAAGUCCCUCGAUCGCAAUCAAGAUCAACAGAAAUACUGGAAAGUCAUGUUACACAACUGCUACGAUACUUUGGACAACUCAAUCUUACUCCUAUCACCGGAUAUGUUUCUGGCUGUUAUCAAUGGAUUGAUACAGCACAAAAUCCUAACAGUUCGUAGGAAAGUUAUUGAACUGCUGAUCAGUAAACUUCAGCAGAAAGAUCAGUUCUUCAAGGAUUGCGAUGACAAUCACUUCUUGCAAGUUUUAACGCCUCUACGAGCAAUUAUUGACUCCAUUAUUUCAAAAGAGGACAGAGAUUCAGGAUCUGCUCAUGAAAUUGCACUCAUACAGCAAGUUGCUCUGAUCGCCGUUAAGAUCCUAUCAAAGAUCCUGGCUGAAAGUCAAACAGAAGUAUUCAAAAGCCUUCUUCAUCAACUGAUAGGAGUCCUCAAGAAGCACAAAGCACUACAAUCAAUUAUCCUAGCUUCAGUUGUUCUCUCCAUCGCUGAAAUCUGUUCAAACUUGAGAGUUCAUUCUCUUUCUGCCCUUUCGAUCUUCAUGCCGAUUUUCCUGCAGAUCCUCGAGAAGGAUACCGAGGAGAAUGAAUCUGUCGAUAUGACAACAGUUAGCAUUAUAACUGCCCUACAGAAAGUCAUAGAUACCCUUCCGAUGUUCCUCAGUCCGUAUUUGGAGAGAAUGCUAACCCUCAUCGCUAAAUUCCGCGUCAAAGUCCAGAAAAUCAUCCCACAGGAUGCCAAAGUGACAUCAAUCCUUGGAAAAAUCGACACAAUCAGCCACAAGAUCUCCUCCUUCAUCCCUCUGAGAAUCCUCGUACCAGCCGUUGAGAAUUCCUAUGGACAACUCAUUGAUGCAAAUGCAACAGAUGCCAUUGCUCCUCUCAUGUCAAUCCUAUCGGAAUCCUUCGUAGAUGUCUCCAGUAAGGACAUCUCUGCAAUUCAAACGGAACUCUCUGAAUUCUUCCUAAAAGCCCUCAAAUUCCGUUCGACAAAUCCUGCCCUAGAAGACGUCAACACAAUUGAAAACAAAAUAAUCCAAGCCCUUGUUGCUCUGAUCCUGAAACUCUCAGAGGGCUCCUUCAAGCCUCUCUACUACAAAGUCUACGACUGGGCAAUUAGGGAGGAAGAAGAUCGUGAUAGAGUGAUAACAUUCUACAGCUUAUCUCAUCAUAUCGCUAAAACUCUCAAAUCCCUCUUUGUGGUGCUCGCUGUGGAUUUUGUCCAAAAUGCCGCCAAUCUCCUCAACUCGUGCAAUCUGACCAAAUUUUCGUCACCAGAAGAACUCUACUAUCCCAAAGAUGAAGCUAAGUGUAGAGUUUUGCUAGAGAACAUCCUCCAGACUUUCCUCCAAAUCUGCACGUAUGACAACAAACAAUUCAUGACGAGCUACAGGUGCGAGAUUAUUCUACAACCAAUGAUUGAUCAAUUGGACAAUCCACUAGUGGACAGUGAACAGAUGAAGACACUUUUAUCCACGACAAUUGCAAAUCUAGGAGCUGCAGGAGCUGAUAGUUUGUGGCAACAACUAAACUAUGGAGUCCUCAUGAAGACAAGACACACAAAUCCAGAAGUGAGACUCUUGGCUUUGGGCACCUGCGUGGAGUUUGCCAGAAAGAUUGGUCAAGACUUUCAAUCUCUCCUCCCCGAAACCAUACCCUUCCUGUCUGAACUGAUGGAAGACGAAAAUCAGGAUGUUGAGCGCGGAUGCAAACGCUACAUUCAUGAUCUUGAGGUGAUCCUCAAUGAUUCAUUGCAAAAGUACUUCUAAAUCUUUUUUUUGUAUUUAGUCAUCGCAAUAAAAAAAUUCCCCUAAAGA
This is a messenger RNA of Phlebotomus papatasi, 6331 nucleotides long. RefSeq names its product HEAT repeat-containing protein 1 homolog. Gene Ontology annotation, cellular component: 90S preribosome; t-UTP complex; small-subunit processome. Lineage: Eukaryota; Metazoa; Arthropoda; Insecta; Diptera; Psychodidae. The record is from RefSeq and is a predicted model, not a curated record. The transcript is spliced from 5 exons. Gene Ontology annotation, molecular function: snoRNA binding. Gene Ontology annotation, biological process: positive regulation of transcription by RNA polymerase I; maturation of SSU-rRNA from tricistronic rRNA transcript (SSU-rRNA, 5.8S rRNA, LSU-rRNA). Bases 89 to 6283 code for a protein of 2064 amino acids.